This is a messenger RNA of Aphanomyces invadans, 2035 nucleotides long. RefSeq lists its product as hypothetical. The transcript has 9 exons. The record is from RefSeq and is a predicted model, not a curated record. The coding region runs from base 34 to 1521 and encodes 495 amino acids. Lineage: Eukaryota; Oomycota; Saprolegniomycetes; Saprolegniales; Verrucalvaceae.
CGCGACCUUCACCUUAAGUGCACACACGUCGCGAUGGCGCCGCCCCCUUUGGAUGGAUGGUAUCGUUGCUCCGAGUCAACGUUUGGCGGCUCCGGGGGCCUAGUCGCCGAAUGCGGCAAGUACACCAUGCCGCUGUGCCAUCCUGGCCUUUGCAACGACACGUCCCGGACGCUCGACGUGUUUGUGAAGCGCGUCCUUGCGGCCAACACCACGGCCAACCCGAAGGUCCUGUGGAUGGUCCAGGGCGGACCAGGGCUCUCGUCUGCUGACUUGGACGGCUGGCUCGCCGACAUGUACACGAUGUUACAUGGCCAAGUCACUCUCAUGACAAUGGACCAUCGAGGCGUCGGGCGCAGCAGCUACCUCACGUGCACGGCCGCCCAGGCCACCACUGGUGGGAGCCCUGGAGGCCGAGACAUCACGCGCGGCGAAUUGCCCGCAUGUCUGGCGAGUGUGCGUCGCAAGUUCGGAGCAUCGAAUUCGGCUGCAUUUUCCAUCACGAGUGCGGCGACCGAUCUCUUGACUGUGAUCGACGCGACGUCGUUGCCGGCGCAAGAGGUGUAUGUCUACGGCGUGAGCUAUGGCACGAUGUGGGUGCAGCGCGCCAUGCUGCUGGAGCCACAUUUUCCUGCCACCAACAUCCGAGGGUACAUUCUAGACGGCGUCGUCACGCACAGCGGUCCGCGGCGCUUGGUGUUUUCCGACUGGGACACCAACCACGGCCGCGUCGCGUCGGCGUACUUCGAUUUGUGUACACAGGAUGCGUUUUGCGCGGCCAAAUUUGUACGCUCGACGCUGGCGGCGACCGCGGCGGUGCUGUACACGCGGCUCAACGGGGCGAGCCAUCCGUGCCACGCGUUCGUUCAGACCAACUUUGGCGACGCGGCGGGGCUCAAGAUCCUCUUCAGCUCGUACUUGCAGGACCCGACGUUGCGGGCGCUCAUCCCAGUCCUUGUGUACCGUCUCGAGCGGUGCAAUGCCGGCGAUAUUGUUGUCUUGCAAACCAUCCUGAAUUCGAUCCAUGGGCUCGUCAACAUGCCGCGCGUGGGGGCGGCGUACUACUCGGAGCUUGUUCGAAAUGUCGUGGGGUACUCGGAGCUAUGGGAGCUUCCAACGCCUACGCUUGAAGCGCUGCAGGAGAGAUUCGACUCGAGCAUCGUCGCAAGCGGCAUGUUUAACGCGCUGCCCGAGUACUGCAUCUACUCUGGCGCGACAGACCCCGCUUGCGUGGCUACCAAUAGCGUAGUCACGCCGUCCGUCGCGUUUGUGUACACACCCGACGCAUAUUUCAACCAAACGGUGGUUGUGCCUUCCAAGGCGUCGGUCCUGUUGUUGAAUGGCGGGCUCGACCCGCAAACGCCUCUGUUUGGAGCACAUGACACCCGAGACCUCUUGCAGUCCGCGCGCAAGUUGCUCGUGGAAUUUCCGUAUUGCACCCAUGGCAUCGUCGGGAUGUCCAUCACGACAAACGCCGUACGUGCACGGCCGUCCCUCGAUCGUCGACACCACUUUAACUUGUGAGGCAGUCGGCGCCGCCGUGUGGGCAAUCGAUUCUGGCGUCGUACGUCAUGGCAAGCGGCGACUUGGCAGCCGUCGACACGUCGUGCUUGCACUCGCUUCGUCCGAUGUCGUUUCAACUGUCGCUCGAGUUUGCCGCGACAGUCGUGCCAGGGAUAGCCGGCGACUUGUACGACGGCACGCUGCCUCUGUCGGCCACCGCUCCGCCGUCCAAGCUCACGACAAUUCGUCCGCUGACUACCCCGUUGGCCACCACCGCGAUGGCUGUGCCAUCCCCGCCCUACUUUGUCGAGUUUGCCAUCUUGUGCGAGUUAGUCGUCGUAGCGGCCGUGGCCGUCGGGCUCUUGACGUGGGAAGUGCGUCUGCGAGCGGCACGCCGGCGACGGAACGUCCAAGAGAAAUAGGAAAACGUCCUGUCCCCCUAGAUCGUCCGUCUUCGACAUCCCACGUCGUUGUCGUUGCUACUUGUGUUGCAUGCAAUUUGUGUCGAGCACCUGCUUUCACAACUCUCUACUGC